Messenger RNA from Nezara viridula (southern green stink bug), 213 nucleotides. The record is from the annotation of a GenBank genome assembly. NCBI's taxonomy places the organism in Eukaryota, Metazoa, Arthropoda, Insecta, Hemiptera, Pentatomidae.
AUGACACUCAGACGUCAACUCAUCUGGAUUAUAAUCCCAUUAAAUGGCGGGCCCCCUGCCCACAAUGGGCGGCCCAUUGUGGCCCCACAAUGGGAAGCGCUACAAUAUAUAUUUCAUAGGGCCGCUCCUUUUCACCGGCAGGGACUUAGCCAAAUAGCUCGCCUCUUCUUUCUCUUUUUGCCCGGCGCCGUUUCGUCUCAGUCCCAGUCAUAA